AUGGCGCGACUAGGGAAGCUAGAUGAGUACGACGAGAAGGAUCAGAAUUUUGAAUCCUAUUUAGAACGCUUCGAGCAUUUCGUCACAGCAAACGAUAUCAAAGAGAAAAAGAAGCUGGCCGUAUUCUUGGGCGUGAUAGGACCACGAACGUACGAGGUGCUGAAAAGUUUGCUAGUGCCCGCCGUUCCUGGGGAAAAAUCCGUUCAAAAGGUGACAGUGCUGUUACAGAAGCACUAUAGCCCAAGCUGUUCGGUCAUCGCUGAACGUUGCAAAUUUAACAGGCGAGUACAAGAAGAACAAGAAAGCGUCGAGGACUUCAUAGUGGCCUUAAAGCAUUUAGCAAGGAAGUGCGAUUUCGGUCUGUUCCUGCAAGACGCACUGCGAGACAGAUUAGUGGCCGGCAUAAGACGCGAAGAAACGCAACUCGCCUUGUUUGCUGAAGAAAAUUUAACCUUUGAUAAGGCGUGCAAGAUAGCCUUGGACUGGGAGCAGGCUGCGCGACAAACAGCUUAUACGCCGCGUGAAUCAAAGCGAUUGGGCAACGCCAGUGGUUGUGAUUCAGAAAAAAGAUGGCUCGCUGAGAUUGUGCGGGGACUACAAAGCGCGACUGAGUCUGCAAAUCAUCAGCUGCCAGUAUCUGAAUCGCCCACGCCCGGAACAGCUGCCCCCGGCUCUUCGAACCAGCCAGACCCUGCAUCUACAGCCGAGCUGCAGUCUUCGUCGUAG
Dermacentor andersoni is the source of this 726-nucleotide messenger RNA. The record is from RefSeq and is a predicted model, not a curated record. NCBI's taxonomy places the organism in Eukaryota, Metazoa, Arthropoda, Arachnida, Ixodida, Ixodidae.